AUGGCAAAAUUAGUUCAUGAUGUGCAAAAAAGGCAGCACAGAGAGCGUUCUCAGGUUACUAGUCGUGCAAGACUAGGUUUCCUUGAAAAGCACAAAGAUUAUGUUAAGCGUGCUCAAGAUUAUCAUAAGAAACAGAAUACUUUGAAAGUAUUGAAGACUAGGGCCAAAGAACGUAAUCCUGAUGAGUUUUACUAUGGGAUGAAUUCUAGAAAAGUAGAUUCGAAGGGACUACUAAUAACAUCUCGUCGUGGUGAAGAUGAAGAUGAAUCUCUCUCGAUGGAUCAGGUAAAAUUGUUGAAGAGUCAGGAUAGUAACUAUGUGAGAACUAUGAGACAACAAGAAUUAAAUCAAUUAAAGAAGAAGACAAAUAAAUUAAUGUUCCAGGCUAGUGGUAAACAUACCGUAUUUACAGAGAAUAGAGAAGAAAGAGAUAAUUUCGAUGCUGCUGAGUUCUUUGACACUACAGACGAUAUGUUAAACAGACGAGAAAAUAGACUUACAAAGGAUCAAUUAACAAUGAGUCUAACGAAAGCCUCUUUAGAUGCUGUAGAUUCUAUAAUGCCAAAGGAAUCCCUUGAUAAGAAGAAAGUCAAAAAAUUUAAGAUCGUCAAACAGCAUAUUGAACGAGAAAAUAAACUGAAAGAAGUUCAAAGACGUAUGGAUAUGCAAAGAGAAGUUAUGAAGAAUGGUUCUAAGAAAAAAAUUGUGGAUAAAAAGGGUAACGUCUCUUUCAAAUGGAAGAAACAACGUAAGCGUUAA
Maudiozyma barnettii is the source of this 759-nucleotide messenger RNA. It is a transcript of the gene UTP11, whose product is annotated as rRNA-processing protein UTP11. Bases 1 to 759 code for a protein of 252 amino acids. Gene Ontology annotation, cellular component: nucleolus; small-subunit processome. Gene Ontology annotation, biological process: rRNA processing. The record is from RefSeq and is a predicted model, not a curated record. Lineage: Eukaryota; Fungi; Ascomycota; Saccharomycetes; Saccharomycetales; Saccharomycetaceae. The transcript has a single exon.